CUUGUUCUUUGGGUCUUAUCAAGGCAUGUGGAUUGGCUACUCACCUUUCUUAUCCACGAAAUCUGUACACUGAAUAGAAAAAGAGAGAAGCAAGCUUCCUACACCCACAAAAACAUUCUCAGUAGUAGUGAAGAUUCUAGCAGAUAGCUUUCCAAGUGAAAAGAAAAAUGUUAAGGAAUCCCAAAUUCUUGCAUUGUUCCUCUCAAUUCCUGCAUCCUCCAAUACUACCACCUUCACCUCCACCUCCACAAGUUCAAAACAUACCAAAUCCCCCAUCUUUUCCCAUCAUCAAACAGUGCUGCAAAUUCUCCCGGAGAGAGCUUGCAGUUGGUAGCAGUUCUUUGAUACUUCUCCUUCUGGGCUCUCAAAAUCCAGAGCCAUUCUUGCAGUCCUUGGCAUUGGCUGAAGAAACCAUGACAGAUACCAAUGUAAAUGAAGGAAAAGAAGAGAACUCAAACUCAAACUCAAACUCCUUUCCCAACUGCACCAACACAAACCCAACCAGGAAAGUAUUUCUUGAUAUAUCCAUUGAUAAAGAACCAGUUGGUCGCAUUAUCAUAGGGCUAUAUGGAGACAAUGCCCCUGCUGGAGCUGCUAGAUUCAGUAAUCUUGUAAGUGGAGCUGCUGGUAUAACUUACAGAAGAAAAGAGUUUGUGCGAAUCAUGCCCAAUUAUGUCCAACAUGGUGGGGUGAGAUCCUAUGGUGUCGAUGCUGAGCUUGCAAACAGGACGGGAAGUGAGUUGUCGGGUGGAAGCCUUGUUGAUGAAUGGCAGAGAUCGUAUGACGAGUGUCCGGGGACGAAGAACUUGGCCGGAACUGUGAGCAUCAUUGUGAGGGAUCCUUCAAAACCACCUCCGAAAGUGAAGCUAGUGGCAAGGGAAGGGAAGCUGGUGAUUGACCAAGAGGAGGUUGGAAUUGACCCAAAUGGAACAGAGUUUGUGAUUGCCACCAAGGAUUCUCCAGAGUUGGAUGCAUCAGCUUUAGUUGUCGGAAGAGUCUUGGAAGGAAUGAAGGUUGUGGAGAGGAUUGGACAGGUGAAAACUGUCAAUGACAAUACCAGUUCUCCAUAUUUUAGGGUGGCCAAGCUGAUAGGCGAUAAGAGGGCUGUCGUGGCUGAAAGAGGCUUCAACCGUCCUUACUCGAAGGUGGUUGUCACAAACUGUGGCUUAAUAGAGUAAUUUCUUGGCUGUUCCCAUAACCCGUCUCUGUUUUCUCAAAAUUUUUUCUAGACAAGUGAACAUAUCCAUGUAGAAGAGUACAAGUCACUGGUAUGCCUACAAAAACAUAAAUACAUUCUUUUUUAGUAUUGAAAGUUGCCUCGCAAGAUGCUGAGAAAAAUAAACAGCUGCCUUGCAAAUUGGGUAGUACAAGCUGAGAUUCUCAAGCA
This is a messenger RNA of Carya illinoinensis, 1387 nucleotides long. Its product is annotated as peptidyl-prolyl cis-trans isomerase CYP26-2, chloroplastic. The transcript has 2 exons. Gene Ontology annotation, biological process: protein peptidyl-prolyl isomerization. Gene Ontology annotation, molecular function: peptidyl-prolyl cis-trans isomerase activity. Bases 168 to 1178 code for a protein of 336 amino acids. NCBI's taxonomy places the organism in Eukaryota, Viridiplantae, Streptophyta, Magnoliopsida, Fagales, Juglandaceae. Gene Ontology annotation, cellular component: chloroplast. The record is from RefSeq and is a predicted model, not a curated record.